AUGCCACCUGCAAUUGGAGGACCAGUCGGAUAUACCCCCCCAGAUGGAGGCUGGGGGUGGGCAGUGGUAGUUGGAGCUUUCAUUUCUAUCGGCUUCUCUUAUGCAUUUCCCAAAUCCAUCACUGUCUUCUUCAAAGAAAUUGAAGUUUUAUUCAGUGCUACUACCAGCGAAGUGUCAUGGAUAUCGUCCAUCAUGUUGGCUGUCAUGUAUGCUGGAGGUCCUAUCAGCAGUGUCCUGGUGAAUAAAUAUGGCAGCCGUCCGGUAAUGAUGGCUGGUGGCUGCUUGUCUGGUUGUGGCUUGAUUGCAGCGUCUUUCUGUAACACAGUGAAGGAACUUUACUUCUGCAUUGGCGUCAUUGGAGGUCUUGGGCUUGCUUUCAACUUGAACCCAGCUCUGACCAUGAUUGGCAAGUAUUUCUACAAGAAGCGACCAUUGGCCAAUGGGCUGGCCAUGGCAGGCAGCCCUGUGUUCCUCUCUACCCUGGCUCCACUUAAUCAGGCUUUCUUUGGUAUUUUUGGCUUGAAAGGAAGCCUCCUAAUUCUUGGGGGUCUCCUGCUAAACUGUUGUGUAGCUGGAUCCCUGAUGCGACCAAUAGGGCCUAAACCAGGCAAGGUAGAAAAGCUGAAGUCCAAAGAGUCUCUUGAGGAAGCUGGAAAAUCUGAUGCCAACACAGAUCUCAUUGGAGGAAGCCCCAAAGGAGAAACGUCAGCCUUGCAAAUAAUUAAUAAGUUCCUGGACCUGUCCCUGUUUGCCCACAGAGGCUUUUUGCUGUACCUGUCUGGAAAUGUGGUCAUGUUUUUUGGACUCUUUACCCCUUUGGUCUUUCUUAGUAAUUAUGGUAAGAGUCAGCAUUAUUCCAGUGAGAAGUCAGCCUUCCUCCUUUCCAUUCUGGCUUUUGUCGAUAUGGUGGCCAGACCUUCCAUGGGACUUGUAGCCAACACUAAGUGGAUCAGACCUCGGGUCCAGUACUUCUUUGCUGCCUCUGUUGUUGCAAAUGGAGUGUGCCAUUUGCUAGCACCAUUGUCUACGACCUAUGUUGGGUUCUGUGUCUACGCGGGAUUUUUUGGAUUUGCCUUUGGUUGGCUCAGCUCCGUAUUAUUUGAAACACUGAUGGACCUCGUUGGACCCCAGAGGUUCUCCAGUGCUGUGGGCUUGGUGACCAUUGUGGAAUGCUGUCCUGUCCUCCUAGGACCACCACUUUUAGGCCGCCUCAAUGACAUGUACGGAGACUACAAGUACACGUACUGGGCCUGUGGUGUGAUCCUCAUCAUCGCGGGCAUCUAUCUCUUCAUCGGCAUGGGCAUCAAUUACCGACUCUUGGCCAAAGAACAGAAGGCCGAGGAGAAGCAGAAAAGGGAAGCUAAGGAGGAGGAGGCCGGCACAGACGCCAGCGAGAAGCCCAAGGAAGUAACCAAAGCAGCACAGUCCUCGCAGCAGCAGAACAGCGCCGGAGAGCCCGCAGAGGAGGAGAGUCCCGUGUGAACGGAGCAGGAGCAGUGUGUGACCCGAGCCGACAUCCAAAACCAUUCUGCUGGCCUCUAGUCUACCAGUGGUGCUCAAUGCAGACAGUGGACAUUUGUGUGGAAACCUACCAGGUGUUCAUUGGUGGAUUUUUUUGUUUUUGUUUUUGUUUUUUUGUUCACUCCUUACCAAUGCCGGAAUUCAAAAUUUACUAUGCUUUAGGUAGGGAGUGGUUGGCAAAGGAUAUGGGAAAGAACUAGGGAUUUUGUUUUGUUUUGUUCUGUUUUAAUCUUAGCUUUUAACAGUCUCAUGAAGAUUAUAAUAUGUGCCUUAAGUUUUAGUUUUAGAACUCUUUAGAGAGCCUUAACUUUUAAAACCAUUCUGCUGAAUUCAUCUAUUUUAAAUGUCAUUUUAAAAGGAAGAAUAACAACAACUAACUUGCUUGAGGUAACUCUAACCUUAAUCUGGUUUUGUUGUUGUUUGUAAUGCUUUGUCGGAAAUUGUUACUGGAACAUUUAUGGAUGGAAAUAUUAGUUAAAAGUUGGAGAUUUAUAAAAUACUGACGAAAGUAUUUUUCUAGCAUCAUAGUUGCCUGGUGUAGGUGCCUGCUAGGUAUAUAUUUAAGAAAUUUAAAGCAUGAAAUUCUGGAAACAUCUUGGCUGUUGUAGCCACAGUCUGUCACCUGCUGGGUGCCUCCUCUCAGAUGCUUCCUGCAAGCCUAGAGCUAGAAUGUUAUCACUAGAUUGCUACCUUUGCUCCUGUUCAGAGACAUUGAGUGGUUAGAAGUCAUUGCCAUUUUUGAAAUCUACUGCAAAAAUGUUAGUAUUAAAGUCUACAAAACAUUAUUCAAUACAGUCUGAUUUAAUAUAGACAAGUAUUUCAGGCAUCAGCUGAAUUCAGCUUGGGUUUUCCAAGACCCUAGUUAUGGUAUGAAACUCUUGUCAUCUUUGAGUUGUGUGGGUUUGGGGGGGCUUGGUGGUUCUGAGGAUUGAACCCAGGGCCACAAGCAUGCUAAGCACAUGCUGUACCACUGAGCCACAUCCCACUAGCACCCCGGAAUCCUCCUUAACCCCCAAGACCUUUUCUCCUUGAUUUUCGAUAGUUCCAUUUAUAUUCUAGUUUAGAGCUGUAUGUGAGAUAUUCAGUACGGACUGAAUGUGUGUGCUCUUUUUGUUUUUUACAUUGUUUUUCAGUAUUUGCAAAACCAAGAGGGUCAGAGUUUGGCCCCAGGGAAGCCAAUAAAAGAUAAAAUAGGGAGGGAGUUUGCUGAGUUCACUUGGUUUCAGUAAGUACCCACCUCCCUGCCGCAGGCACCAAGGCUCAAAGAGAAACUUCUAUCAUGCUUAGAAUUGUUGGACAGUCUUGGCUCCACAAACCUUAGCUUUUGUGACCCUUUCCACUUACCUGAAAUGUAGAAAAUGGGUUCAGAAUAAGUCAGGAGGAAGGAUGGACCAGAUUGGAAUUGUAGUAUUUUUUUUAACCCAAUGUCUUCUAAAUAGAGGCAGAAAAGAUCUGUGACACUGAAUUGUACUCAAUGCAUUUAAAAUACCAUGGUAAUUGACAGGGUGAAAAUACAGAUUUGAAACCUGUGUAAGAAGCUGACUUUUUCCAAAUAAAACAUGUAUUUUAUUUUUAGAAAACA
This is a messenger RNA of Peromyscus leucopus (white-footed mouse), 3103 nucleotides long. It is a transcript of the gene Slc16a1, whose product is annotated as solute carrier family 16 member 1. Gene Ontology annotation, molecular function: monocarboxylic acid transmembrane transporter activity. The record is from RefSeq and is a predicted model, not a curated record. Gene Ontology annotation, cellular component: membrane. Gene Ontology annotation, biological process: transmembrane transport; monocarboxylic acid transport. Lineage: Eukaryota; Metazoa; Chordata; Mammalia; Rodentia; Cricetidae.